AUGGCUGAAACGGCUGGAAGAACGGCACAAACGCAGGCGGCGGCGCUUGGAAAGGCUGCGAAAUUCUGGGCUUUGGAGUUAAAGGCUUUGGUGAAGCCGUUGCAAACACAACAAUCGUUUUCAUCGACGACUUUGUUGUUGAUUUCUCAUCGUCUUCCAGGUCGGAAUAGUAGUCUUUUGCCACGUCAAGUUUCCCGAUUUUAUGCGUCUUUGCGGCCGCGGAAAUAUUGGCCAUAGCCGAGCGAUUGGCCUGAAUUAUUUCUUCUGCCUCUUUGGGGUAGCCGAGGUCUUCAGGAGAAAGUUUUUGAUCAUCAUUGGAGCCGCCAAAGCAGGCCUGAAGUUAGAGUUUUUAGAGGGACUUGGAGAGAUUGUCAUAGGGACAUAGCUAGGGAGAGGGGGUGACCCGACCAUUGCGGGUCGGGUCAAGUUUUUUUUUGGGGUGGUCAAGUUUUCCCCCUUAAUAUUAGUACCCUCCCCAGGCCGGGACCGAAGAAAAAAAUGGUAAGGGUGGACCAAGGUAACCUUCAAACUUAAAGUGGAAGUAUCCCAAUUGAGACGCUCAGAUUUUGAUGAAAUUGGGUACAAAAUUAGAAAAACCUUUUUAAGACAUAUUCGAGAAAUCUAGCUUGCAGUUUGCAGAAACGACCGAGAUCUUUAAGUCGAAAGUUUAAAAAAAAUAUUACAAUUUUUUUACGAAUUCCAGGGAUGAAAACUUUCAUGUUGAUUUUUAGCAUAGAGUAAAAUCUUUCCACAAAAAAUCAUUUUUUUUCCAGGCGGAACUAGCAAAGAUACGGCCGAAAAGUGUUUUUUUUCUGCCGCUCUCCGCCUUUUGCCUGCUCUCUCGGCCGCAAAUAUCGUUCAAUAUCUCGGCUGCAACUUCAAAGCGCGAGCUAAAGUUUUCAAAAAUUAUUAUGUGGCCUAUACCCAAAGUGUGUGCAAAAUUUAAAGAAAAUCUGAGCGUCGCGCUUGGGGUACUUCCCUUGUAAAUUCCCGUAAUAUUCAUUCUUAAUUUGACUUACAUUUGAUGCCCUGACAAACACUACAAUCAAGAGAGUAGCAAAAAACGCUUUUUGGCUCUUCAUAAUUCCCAUAACAAGCAAAGGAGCCCAAGAAAAAUGAGGUGGAAGCGAAGAAAUCUUGAGCUUUUGCUCAAGAUUAAAACCGACUUACUCAUACUUCUAUUGAACAAAAUCUAGGCCAUGCGUCAUACCGAGUACUCGUAUAUACUUUUUUCGUAUCGCAAACAUUUUAAGGAAUGAUUAGCUCAAUUAUAAUAUUUUUGCAGUCAAUUGCUAUGAGUAUAUGUUCCAAAUCACCAAAAAAACGAACAAAAUAAAGAACAGCUUUCAGAAAAGUUCAUUACGAUUGGCAAUUGCACUGUCAGAGGAGAUGAGGAGGUCUUGGAUCAUGAGAAAUUGUGUUCAGCUUGUCAAGGGAUCUUCGUGAUGAGCAGCGACUGUUUUCCCAGCUUUCUGAAUGCCGUGAAUUGUGGGAAAGACGAUGGAAGAUGCAUCUUCGACCAUUUUACCGGAUACGGUAGGUUUUUGGAGACGAGGAUUUUUUUUUUGAAAUUUUGGAUACAUCCGCAGUUUAAAUAAGUCCAGAAGAUAUAUGGUUUUACAACUGAUACCGAAGAGUCUUGCUUUUUGAGGUUAAAAAAUUAAGGGUGACAUAUUAUACGACGGAUUUUUACUUGCAAAUUUUCGAAAUCGAAGGGGUUAUAUACGAUGAAAUUUUGACUUAAGCGCAAAGAUCGUUGAAUAUCUAGGCUGCGCCAGCAAAAUGCGAGUUAAAACUUUCAGGAAUUGAUACGGACCUAUGCAUGGCGCGUUAAAAAAAGAUAUCAGCGUCGCACUUUUAAGGUUUCCUUUGUGCAAACAUUUCGGAUUUCAGCCCAAGGCAAAUGCAUGAGCAAGACACUCAGCUUCAAAGUGAUGCACAACCGAGGCACUAAGGACUGCGAGGAAUGGGAAUUUGUCUACAUUGAUAUUCCUGUCGCCUGUGAAUGUUUUCUCAGCAAAACCUCGUUUUUGGAUACGAUUCCGAAUGAGGACAGCCAGUAG
Messenger RNA from Bursaphelenchus xylophilus (pine wood nematode), 2063 nucleotides. NCBI's taxonomy places the organism in Eukaryota, Metazoa, Nematoda, Chromadorea, Rhabditida, Aphelenchoididae. The record is from the annotation of a GenBank genome assembly.